Molecule: messenger RNA, 234 nt
Organism: Penicillium waksmanii
Lineage: Eukaryota; Fungi; Ascomycota; Eurotiomycetes; Eurotiales; Aspergillaceae
Exons: 1
Coding region: 1-234 (77 amino acids)
Source: RefSeq, a predicted model, not a curated record
AUGCCUGCUCCGAUCGAGGACCAUCCGUUCGAUCCGCGUCAGGACCAGCUGCAGGCCGUGGGCAAAGCCUUCGAUGCCCUCCUACUAACCCUCUACCGACUUACCAAUAGACACAAUGACCUCAAACAGCACUCCGAGGAUGUCUUCAAACAGGUAAUUACUCCUUUCUUCUUUGUUUUCGUUACCCCUUUCCCUUUCACCACCCUCCCCCAGUCUCACAUGAUGAGAAAUUAG